This is a messenger RNA of Stylonychia lemnae, 1260 nucleotides long. NCBI's taxonomy places the organism in Eukaryota, Ciliophora, Spirotrichea, Sporadotrichida, Oxytrichidae. The record is from the annotation of a GenBank genome assembly.
AUGGAAGCAAAGAAGAUUUAGUUAUACGCUCAUCCAAGAAGUGAUCCUUGCAGAUUCAUAUAAAAUCUCUGCAAACAUCUAUAAAUUGAUGUAGAUUACCAUCACAUUGAUCUUCCAACUGAUGAAUAAAAGGGAGAUGCUUAUUUGAAAGUAAAUCCAAAUGGUAAAGUACCACUUAUAAUUGAUGGUGAUUUCACGCUUACUGAGACUUUUGCUAUUGCCAAGUACCUGAUUGAUAAAUAUGCCCCUGCUGAUAAUAACAUAUACCCAAAAGAUUUGAAGACUAGAGCGGUGAUAGAUUAAUAUGCAAAUUUGAUGAAUGAUUUGAGAUUCAAUUAGCUUAGAUUGGUCUACGCUAAAAUAUUUUUACCUCAGAAAGGGCAAUUAAUGCCAGAUAUGGUCGUAAAAGAUGCUGAAAAAGUUUAGCAUGAGACCUAUAAGUACUUCGAGAAAAUUCUUUAAAAAUAAAGCUUUAUUCAUGGAUCUAAUGCCACAGUAAUUGAUUGGAUGCUUGCUGAGCUGGUCAUUGCAGGAGCGAUUUUAAGAGUAAACUACUCAGCCAAAUAUCCUAACAUUCUUAAGUUCUUUGAGAAUAUGAAGAGUCUUUACCCCCUCUUUGCAGAUGACGAGAGGGAUUUUAAUGAAAUGAUUUAGCCUAUAGAUAUCGAAUACCAAAAUAUUGAUUUAGACAAGGGUGAGUAGAGAUCUGAAGCCUAUUUAAAACUGAGUCCAUCAGGAAAAGUCCCCUUGCUUUAAGAUGGAGAAUUCAUUUUACCUGAAACUUUUGCUAUUGCUAGAUAUCUAAUUGACAAUCAUUCUAAAGGGUAAGACAAUUUCUUGUACCCAGCAGAUUUAAAACAGAGAGCUUUGGUUGAUAUGUUCGCUGGCACUAUUAAUGACUUAAGAGUGAAUAUGAUAAGAGCAGUUUAUGGGAAAAAAUACAUGCCAAGAUAGGGGAUAUAUUGGCCAGAAUCUGUCAUCUAAGAUGCUGAGGCAAAUUACUUAAAGAUUUUUGGAGAAUUUAAUGGUCUAUUGGUAUCAGAGAGAAGAAGUCUUUGUAAUUUAUCAGACUUUACUUUAGUUGAUCUUAUGCUUUGCUAAUUGAUUAUUGACUAUGACUCACUUGAAAUUAAUCACCCUGAAGUAUUUCCUAAUUUGUUUAAGUAUGCAAUUACAAUAACUGAAAAAUAUCCAAUGGUAUGUGAGGGAUAUGAAGUAUAUAAUAACUUAGUCAAAGAUUACUUGAAUACAUAAUAAUGA